This is a messenger RNA of Sorghum bicolor (sorghum), 2496 nucleotides long. Its product is annotated as probable proline transporter 2. NCBI's taxonomy places the organism in Eukaryota, Viridiplantae, Streptophyta, Magnoliopsida, Poales, Poaceae. The transcript has 8 exons. The record is from RefSeq and is a predicted model, not a curated record. The coding region runs from base 746 to 2203 and encodes 485 amino acids. Gene Ontology annotation, cellular component: plasma membrane.
CUCCCUUGGAUUGGAUUGGACUGUUUUUUUCCCCCAAUCAUCGAUUCGUCAAUCGUCUUGUUUCUCUUUGCCCUCCCUCCCUAUAUCUUCGGCUUCGCCAUGUCUAUAUAUUUAUGUACAUGACCCCCCAAAAAAAAUCUUCGCCGUCAUUAUCAUCUCUAGCUCUCGUCUUGUUCGUCCUCCUUGGAAGGAAGCAGCAAUUUGUUGCUCACCUCCACACGGCCUGCUUAUUAUUUUUAGCAAAAAGCAGGCACAGGCAGGAGAAGAGAGGAGAGGGGGCGACGAGGGCAACGCAUCAAAUCGAUAGAUCAAUCAGUGCUGCUCCUGCUCGUCGUGGUCAGCCGCCAGCGACGAACGAACGAGCAAAAGGCCGGCUGAUUUGCUCUCUCUCUCUCUCUCUCUCUCUCUCUCUCUCUGCUCUGCUAGUGGCGCCGAAUCAAUCAAUCAAUUUCAAUCACAAAGUUAAGUUGGAAUUUUGAUUGCUCCAUAUAUAAACUCAAUUCGUCGUCCACACGACAUUAAUUGGAUCGGAAUCGGAAUCGGACCACCCACCAUCAGAAAGCAAAGCAGAGGAAGGCAGUCCAUUCAAGAUUGGAAGGCAGUCCAGUCCAGUCCAGAUUGGAUUAUUAUUAGAUUCCCUUAUUAUCUUCGCUUCCUGACUGGAGUACUCGUCGCGAGAGAGAGAGAGAGAGAGAAAGGCAAGCAGCAGCAUCCGCAGGCCAAAGAAGAGAAGAGAAGCAAAGCAAUGGAUGCCGCCUCUGCCUCCGCCUCCGCUUCCUCGUCCUUCACCUGCGACGCAGAGGACCUGCCCCUGCGCCUGCAAUUCUUCGACGACGACGACGACGACGGCCAAGACCAUCACAGCGACAGGGUGCCCCUCCUCCUGCCCAUCAAGAUUAUGGACGCCGCCGACGAGAAGGGAGAGACGCCCCAAAUCUCCGAGGAUACCGCCCACCAGAUUGGCGUUGAUCCUUGGUAUCAAGUUGGCUUCGUCCUCACAACCGGGGUCAACAGUGCAUAUGUUCUAGGAUACUCUGGAUCGAUUAUGGUCCCUUUAGGCUGGAUCGGCGGCACAUGCGGCCUCCUCCUAGCUGCCGCCGUUUCCAUGUAUGCUAAUGCUCUUCUUGCACGGCUUCAUGAAGUCGGUGGCAAGCGCCAUAUCAGAUACAGAGAUCUUGCUGGACACAUAUAUGGACGAAAAAUUUAUGGGCUUACAUGGGCUCUGCAGUACAUUAACCUUUUCAUGAUCAACACUGGUUUUAUCAUCUUAGCUGGACAAGCUCUCAAGGCAACAUAUGGACUCUUUAGUGAUGCUGGAGUUCUGAAACUCCCUUACUGCAUUGCAAUAUCAGGAUUCGUUUGUGCUCUUUUUGCCUUUGGAAUCCCUUAUUUAUCUGCCCUCAGGAUUUGGUUGGGAUUCUCCACGCUUUUCAGCCUCAUCUAUAUUGUGAUAGCAUUUGUGCUGUCAUUGAGAGAUGGGAUAACCUCGCCUGCGAGGGAUUAUAGUAUUCCCAAAUCAUCAGGUUCAACUCAUGUCUUCACUACGAUAGGUGCCGUAGCAGACCUUGUGUUUGCUUACAACACUGGUAUGCUGCCAGAAAUUCAGGCAACCAUAAGGCCUCCUGUGGUCAAGAACAUGGAGAAAGCUCUAUGGUUCCAGUUCACCGUUGGCUCCUUGCCUCUCUAUGCUGUAAUAUUUAUGGGUUACUGGGCUUAUGGUUCCUCAACAUCAAGUUAUCUGCUAAACAGUGUCACAGGCCCAGUUUGGGUAAAAGCCGUUGCAAAUCUGUCGGCAUUUUUUCAGACAGUCAUAGCGCUGCACAUAUUUGCUAGCCCAAUGUAUGAAUACCUGGACACAAAAUAUGGAAGUGGGCGUGGUGGUCCUUUUGAAAUCCAAAACCUAGCGUUCAGGGUAGUAGUAAGAGGAGGCUACUUGACGGUGAACACGCUGGUGGCGGCGGUGCUCCCAUUCCUCGGUGACUUCAUGAGCCUGACGGGCGCCCUGAGCACCUUCCCACUGACGUUUGUGCUCGCAAAUCACAUGUACCUGAUGGUGAAGGGGCCUAAGCUGUCUGCCAUCCAGAAAUUAUGGCACUGGCUGAAUGUUGUUGGGUUCACUGCGUUGGCUGUUGCGGCGGCGGUCUCGGCAAUAAGGCUCAUCAUGCGUGAUUCCAGCACCUACCACUUCUUCGCUGAUGUUUGAGCUUGAGGCCACGUACGAUCAGUGAAAUAUUCAAUUCUAGCUUGUUUCCUUUAUGUUUUUGGAAAGGGAGGGCAGAUAGCAGGGUGGGUAGCUACCAGCAGCAGUAGUUGAUUUGUGAUGGAAACGGUAAAUUGUAUCCGAGCAAUAAAAUCAAGGCCAAAUGUGCUGAGCCAGAGCUAGUAUUAUUUAUACACAUCUAGAUCUCUUCUCUUUGGUUGUCUUGUAUCUUCAAAUUCAUCAGUAUGAUUGUAUAUGCUGAGCCAGAGCUAGUAUAUAUUUCAGAGAAUUAUAUA